Hymenoscyphus albidus is the source of this 2073-nucleotide messenger RNA. NCBI's taxonomy places the organism in Eukaryota, Fungi, Ascomycota, Leotiomycetes, Helotiales, Helotiaceae. The record is from the annotation of a GenBank genome assembly.
GUUGUGACCAAAGCUGUGAGGGACAGUUGGUACCUAUGUUGUAAUGGAUGGAAAGCGCUACCCAAUACAGACACACCGGUACACUAAUCAGACAACACCAAAGUUUUCUAUAUACUCUAUAUUUGCCUCUGCAGGUUCAUAGAGAAUCUUUGUCUUCACCGCCGCCUCUAUCUCCACAGUAUCGUCCCCAUAUCCAGCCGCAGGCGCGCGAAUGAGGUUGAAGCCGGAAAAUAUAUCAUAAUUUUCGCUCUCUGUUUCUCCGUUCGGCUCUGUUGAUGCGGGGUACCAUGUUGCUUUCCCCAUUUUUCCCAAGCCAAUUCUCGAUUGUGGGGUAGCGUACCUGCAGAAUGAACCCCCUCAUGUUCAAGCCAAUCAGCUCAGAUGAAGCCGAGACCUAGUUGGUGGAGAGGUAUGGGUUUCUUGUGUGCUAUAUAUUAAAACAAAUCUCUUUAUAGAAAGGGUUGGAAUCUUUUCUAUCCCAUUCCUUUGGAGAGGCAGUUUGGAUAUUGACAUAUUUACAAUGAGGCUCUCCUACUACCUUUCCUUCCUGUCUCUCUUGGCUUGGAAUGCGGCGAGCCAAGAUGAAUGGCCAGUACACGAUAAUGGUCUGAAUCAAGUGGUACAAUGGUACUUAAUUCCCAGGGGUAGCAUGGUGAUUGUUGCCAGAGAAUUAAUUAUGCGACUUUAGGGAUCACUACAGUUAUAUUAUCAAUGGGCAGAGGCUGUUUGUUUGGUCUGGAGAGGUUAGCCAUUAUUUUCCACUCAACGUGUGUAGGUUCUAACACUUACAGUUUCGUAAGGAUUUUCAAUCUUUCUUCAUAAACAGUUCUCUUUUUGUUGUCUUUUGAUUCUGCGCACGAAAAUUUGGUGGUAAAGACCAUAUGUAUUUUGGUAAAACCCUGUAAGGUGUUUCGACUGAACGAUUUGUUUAGACUAUUGGAGAAUUCCCGUUCCCGAGCUUUGGAUUGAUGUCUUUCAGAAGGUUAAAGCGGCAGGGUAAUACAUUCCCAGCCUAUAAAGUACACUUUUCUGACGCCAGUAGCUUUAAUUGCGUGAGCUUCUACUCACACUGGGGUAUGCUUUACUUAUACUUACCUAUCCAUUCUUGGAUGACUGGGACUGACCAAGUCAGGUUACCACAGUCCAGCAGAUGGUGAUCUCGAUUUCGAAACCGCGACGCGCGAUUUCACCAAACUCUUCGAGAUAGUUAAAGAAGUUGGGCUAUACGUGCUCUUCCGCCCAGGUCCUUACGUCAACGCAGAAUCCAAUGCUGGGGGUUUUCCUGGAUGGCUAACCACUGGGGCCUAUGGUACUCUUCGAAAUAAUGAUUCGAGAUAUACCGAUGCCUGGACGCCGUUCUUUUCUCAGAUCUCCAAGAUUGUUUCCGAACACCAAGUUACUAACGGAGGUAACGUAUUCAUCUAUCAAAUUGAGAAUGAAUACGGAAAUCAGUGGCUUGAUGCUGAGAAGAAAAUUCCAAAUCCGGCGGGCAUAGAAUACAUGGAACUUCUCCAAGCUUCGGCACGAGAAAAUGGAAUCGAUGUUCCUUUGAUCCAUAACAACCCAAAUAUGAGAACAAAAUCAUGGUCGAAAGACUAUAGCGAUGAAGGUGGAAAUGUGGAUAGCUACGCCUUUGACCAUUAUCCCUCCUGUUGGAGUUGUGACUUAAGUGAAUGUACAGGGACCAACGGAAAUGUGCCUGAUUUCACUCUUUAUGAUUAUUUCACAAAUUUUAAACAGGUUUCGCCUACUCAGCCAUCGUUUUUAGCCGAAUUUCAAGGCGGGAGUUACAAUCCUUGGGCAGGUCCGGCUGGUGGAUGGUUAGUGUCUCCCGAAAUUCUGUAUUUUACAGGUCAAAGCUGACAGAAUUAGUGUGAACAAUACUGGUCCGGACUGGGUCAAUGUUUACUACAAGCACAAUAUUGCGGAGAAGGCCACGGCAAUCAACGUAUACAUGGUAUUUGGAGGAACUAAUUGGUAAGCGUUAAUUCCGAAUCUAAUUGGAGGCUUGUUCGCUAACUUCUUAUCUGCAGGGGUACGAAGUCCAUUUUUAGCCCUCCUUGGAGCCUUUGA